Molecule: messenger RNA, 1206 nt
Organism: Knipowitschia caucasica
Lineage: Eukaryota; Metazoa; Chordata; Actinopteri; Gobiiformes; Gobiidae
Source: the annotation of a GenBank genome assembly
AUGAGCGCGCCUCUCCCGGGUACGGUCUCGGACUUUCUCGCCUACCUGCAGGACUCGGAGCUGGUGGCGCGGUUCCAGAGGCGCUGCGGGCUCCACCUGGUCCACACGCGUCAUGGUUCGAACCAGGAUCUGUACCGGGACCAGGAUCAGGACCAGGACCAGGGCGCGCGUGGAGAGGCACGUGGAGCGCGGCAGAGAUUUGACAACAGCAGGAAUGGGAAGUGUGUCAUGGAUCAGCACAGUCCAGAGUAUGAGGUGAGGAGGCCUCUUCUUCACCUCCUCUUCCUCGUCUCCUCUGCUCUGGGCAGUGAGGUCUUCUACAUCAGCGUCCCGCCCUGGCUCCACUGGAAUUUGGACCCGUUCCUCUGCCGCCGCCUCGUCAACAUGUGGACACUGGUGAUGUACGUGGGACAGCUCCUGAAGGAUUUGCUGAAGUUGCCGCGGCCGUCCUCGCCUCCUGUGGUCAAACUAGAGGACCGUGACGAGUACGGACUCCCCUCCACCCACGCCAUGGCCGCCACCGGCAUCUCCUUCACGCUCCUGCUCAGCGCCCCCACCAGGAUACAGUUCCCGUUCGCGGUGGGGCUGCUGAUGGCGCUGACCUUUUCGUCGCUGGUCUGUCUGAGCCGCAUCUACACAGGGAUGCACUCUGUCCUGGACGUCAUCUGCGGCAUCUUCAUCUCCUCCCUCCUCCUCUUCGUCACCUUUCCCUUCUGGGACUCUGUGGACCACUUCCAGCUCUCCAGCCCCCUGUCCCCCGCCUUCGGCCUGGGUCUCUCUCUCCUCCUCUGCUACACCUACCCCUCCCUGGACCACUACAGCUCCACCCGCGGCGACACCACCACGGUCCUGGGCUGCUUCACCGGCUGCUGGCUCGGAUACUGGCUCAACGCGCAGCUCGGCGAGACCUUCGAACCCAAAACCGAACUCUUACCGGUGGCUUUACCUCAAAUAACUACGGUUUCGUUCGCCUUUGGAACUCUUCGCUUCGUGCUGGGAGUGAUGGCGUUGGUCGGGACGAGGCAAACAGUGAAAUAUCUGAGUUUAAAGGUGCUGUAUUGGCGUUACAAAGUUCCGGAAUGGGAUGUAAACGCGAGAAAGAGGAGAGAGAUCGAAGUGCCGUACAGGCUGGUGACGUACACGUGUGUAGGUUUGGUGAAUUCGAUACUGGUGAAUAGAGGUUUUGUUUACAUGGGGCUGCUAUGA